This is a messenger RNA of Symbiodinium sp. CCMP2456, 2613 nucleotides long. The record is from the annotation of a GenBank genome assembly. Lineage: Eukaryota; Dinophyceae; Suessiales; Symbiodiniaceae.
AUGCUGCGCUUCCUCGCGCAAUCCUUGGAGCCACUCGGCUUCAGGCGGAUUGGCACUGUCGAUGACUUUAUGGAGAGCACCGACAUCAAUCAGUCACCUGCCCCGGCCGCUAGGGCGCAGCACCUCCACGCCGGGGGGACCUCGUCCGAUCACCUGCUUAUGGUCAUGGACAAGGUUCAGCUGCGCAAGGCUUUGGAGCAGCAAGGCUUCCAGGAGCUCGAGAACUCACUUGAAUUCCACCAGCUCUGGGACGCCAUCAAUAACAAUGGCAGCCUUGACUUGAAAAGCUUCCAUGCAGUGCUGCGGCAUUUGAAGCUCUACCUGCUUUGCGGGGGCAUGCGGUGGACGUCGGCAGCAACCGGAACCGUGGCUCCACAGCUGCCAGAGGAGUCGGGCUUUAUCGGCUUCAUCGACUGGAACCAGCGCCGAAUUGAUGAGUUUUACUUUCGAAGGCCGGAGAGGCCGAUGGACUUCUUCUUGACCCACCGGAAGGCUCAGAUGAAGAUGCGGUGGGUACACUGCGCGCGGGUUGGACGACCGACCAUCUUGCGCCUCGCAGUGAAAUACCAAUUGCACCCGCUGCCGGUGGAAGACUUAAUCCAGUUGGAGCAGCAAUCCGUUCCUUUGGUCCGCAAAUACAACGAGAAUUUUUUCGUGGUGAUCCCUCUUUUGAGAUUGACCUCCGAAGCCAAGAGGAAGCUUAGCCAGUACCGUGAGCUGCGCUCAAGGCGCAUCUCUGACGUGCAGGCUGAGGCCGAGGAUAUCUUUACUGCUCCGGAGUUGGAGCACUGCCGCUUCGCAUGUUUCGCUGCGGGCCCGCCGCACUAUGACACAGUCAUCAGCUUCAUGACAGAGUGGAAGAAAUGCCAGCUGCACGGAGAAUCUGAGCAUGCCGAGACAGGCCGGGCUCGAAGUUCCAGCGACGACGCUCCAGGCCGAAAUCGGAUAGAUUUGUCGCCUUUGCCUCUUCUGUCGCCAAGCAUGCCGUCGCCCUCCAUGACGGGCGAGGCGGAGAGGCAAGAGACCGGCGACGAGCAUGACUUUUUUGCUGGGGUCGUCCGACAGAUCCAGCGAGAUUACUCCAUGCUCAGAGCGGGCAACGCCUCCUGGAUCCUGUGGCGCCUUGUUGACGUAACCAUCGACGAACUCUCGCCGAUCCUCUCUGCGUACAGAGCUCAGCUCCGGUGGUUUUCCAGUCUGAUCACCACUCAGGAAGCGCGCGUCUCCAAAGACGUGGAGAAGCGACUCCUGCGAAGCAAGGUCGAACUUGACUGGGUCCAGCGCAAGGUGCGUCCCAUCUUGAAGGUCUUGAAGCAUCUGAUCAAGGACAAGGCCAUCGACCCGGACGUUACCAGAUAUCUUGAAGAUGUUGAGGAUCACCUCAACCUUUUCUUGGAGGAGGUAAGCCGCAUCAUCGGAGUGUGCAACUCCUUGCGGGAUGAGGUGAACUCCUACCGGGAUCGCCAACAGCAAAAGGUGCUUUACGUGUUGACCUUGGUGACGACCCUAGUGAUGCCUACCCAUCUCCUCACGGGGAUCUUCGGCAUGAACUGGCAGGAUGAGGCGGGACAGCCCGUGGUUCCCGGGUUCGGCGUGAUGGCCGAGAAUCGAGGUUACUACCUCUUCUGGGGGACUUCGAUCGCAUUUACUUUUGUGAUUUGGACCACUUUCCGACGGUACAUAGGCCUGGAGUUUGAUCCCUUAAUUACAGCUCAAAGCUUCGGCCCCUUGGAGCAAAGCUCGCGAACCUCCCAAGGUCGCCAUGCGCUUCCACGAAAUUGUGAUGCUUUACUGCCUCGUUGCUGUGCGCGGCUCCUGUCCCGCUGGCCAAGAGGAGGUCACAAAGACCUGGCAGAUCAGUGCAGCAAGACGACUUCGAAGUGUGCCCUGGCAGGGGAUUUCCAGGGCAUUGGAUGCUUUCCAGCCCUCUCCUCCGGCCGUGCUGGGCCGCUGGAGAUUGGCAACCGGGAGCUGAAAAAACCGGAGAGGUCCCAUGCCUUGAUGACGGUGUCCUUUAACGAUACCGAUCUCGAGCUGGGUGCUGACAUGAGCCCGGACACAAGCAAUAACGUCCCGGGCAAACAGACCAUUUUCCUGAUGUUCCGCAACGUGGACCUGGCGUCGGAUGCGACAAUCAACUCUGCCCGUGUCGUCUUCACUGUGGACGGCACCGGCGGCUGCUGCGACAGAGACUUCGAGGUCACGGCCAAGAUGGCGUUGAACCCAUCCACCCUGAAUGUGACGAGUCUUACGGCACCAGCAGCCUUGAACAUCUACGAGAAUGCAUCCACCAAUGCCAGCGUGACCUAUGUGCCUGAUGACCACACCGUCAUGGGUGCCGAGGUCAGCACUCCGGAUUUAUCCGCACCUUUGAGGGAGGUCCUUGCUCAGAGCAGCUGGGGCAAUUGGGUGCUGGUCAUGUUUGGCGACAGCAACUCUACCCGUGGACCGCAGAGCCGGGAGUAUGAGACUUUCGACGGAAUGCAGCCGGCGCAGGCCGCCAAGUUGGUAGUCGGAACUUGCCAGCUCGCCCAGGGGAGCACGUCUAAUGCAAUCCCGAGAAGGUCGUUGGGCCUGUUGCUCUUUUCGUUUGUGAGCUUUUUGGCUGUGUGA